Monascus purpureus is the source of this 2320-nucleotide messenger RNA. The record is from the annotation of a GenBank genome assembly. NCBI's taxonomy places the organism in Eukaryota, Fungi, Ascomycota, Eurotiomycetes, Eurotiales, Aspergillaceae.
AAUGAACCGAGAAAUGUACGCUGCACAGCUGUAGGACGCUGUAUGAUAUCUAUCUGAUGCGCACGGCAGUGUCUUAGCACCGCGCUGGUGUCGGUACUACAUACUACUAGCAGUACAUCGCCUUGUGGCUGGCUGCUGAUAGAGAUCACGACUUACUCCUAAGUUUACAGCAGUAAGGGCCCAGCGGUGAGCUGGCAAGAGGCAGAUUUACGCCUUACCGCAUAUCCAACUGGCAUACGAUCAUCGAUGAUGCUUCGAGACUAUAUACUACUUUCGUUUCUUGCAGUCACGGUUUCGCCUCGCUCUUUCCAUCAUUGCUAAUAUUCAUCUUCUCUCUGUCGCUUAUUCUGUGGACGUUGUUCACCACUCAGCUCGGCUCUUUUGAUCCGUCAACUUUGAUAGGUGCAUUACUCUUCAAGGGCCGUUUGCUAUCGAAAAGUACCACAGGAAGACCGAAGGAAAGGAGUGAAAAGGGUGUUCAGAAUCCGAAACCCUAGCUCUGGUGGUGUCACCAAUAACUGUCUGUGUCGGUCGUUAUUCCAUUCGUCAACCAAUUCUGAAACCUAGGCGCUCGGUUUGAGAUGGGAAGUUGCAGCAUUUGACAACGCUUGUCUCGAGAUAUUGCAAUCGGCCUUGGUCUCCGUUUGUGUGAGGUAAGCCAACUGGUCACGGUGUUUGUUCUGCUUCAUCAAUUGCUCAACAUAAUUAUAUAUACACUGGCCUUUCCUCGUUCCUUUGCUCUACUUCCAACCCUUCUGUGCUCGCCCGACGCGAUCUUGUUUGGAGUUCCCGUGAAUCGUAUUUUGUUUCCUCCAUGGACAGCUCUACGAAUAUGGAUGACUUACUUAUCCCCCCCCGUAUCAUAGAUACUGGCUCUCUGGUGUUGUGGAUGGCCUCCUCGGAAGUUGACCUCAAGGUCCUUGGCAAUUUUGCCGCUACCAUCAAUUAUGAUGACCCCUUUCUCUCUGCGAUGCUAUACAGGGUCCUGGGUCUCUCUGUCAUGUUGUCGGGGAAGCUCCUGCGCGCGCGAAGACUCCGACGACUAGAUCCUACCCGCGAAACAAAGUCUCUCCAGUUGUACCACCACAUAAUAUGGCUGUCUCGUGAAGGUCUUUUGAUACUGGAGCAGUAUGUGCUUCCGAUGGUGGAAAGAUAUGUGGAGCUCAAGGUUUUGGCGUACAAACUGAGGGCCUCGUUUUACCACAUUUUUGUCCUUUUCCACAACCAGCCUGCCAUUCAUUCUCCAGGAAUCGUCAGCAUCCCCGGUAAUGUCUCCUUACAGGAAGGCGAUGGGAAUGCAGGCCCCAAAGCUUCUUUAAAAGAGAAGGGAUCCAAGUCUUCGAAACCCGAGGAGACGUCGACGCCUAGAGAAACUAGAGAGACCUCUUUGCCGGCGCAGAGCGCCUCGCGCCAUCCACCGGGCCUGGCACCGGUCCAACCGCCAAAGCCAGCAUCUUCGUUUCUGCUUCCUGCGAUAGACUAUACCACUACCGCCACCGCGUGCUUCAACCAUUCCGCAGCCUUAGCCGACAAGUUGCUUCCCGGUUCGCAUCCGAUCCGUCUCUCCGUCAAGCUCGAGUACGCUGCAUAUCUCCAUGACUGUCUCCACGACCCGGGUGCUAGCCGGCGCGUGGCAAAGCAAGCCAUUGCAGACGUAUACAAUGCACAGGAAGGUAUGGAUGAUGAGAGCUUCGAGGACGCAGCCGAGAUUGUACGCAUUCUGGGCAAAAUGAUCAAGCGAGGAGAAAGGGAGAACAGUGCCGGCCAGAGCAGUGCGGUUGGCAGUGAUGGAUCGAUUAACGGCAGCGGUCCAAGUCCGUCAGCUAAACAGUCUGAAAUGACAGCUGCUGCGACCCCACCUAUGCUUCCCGCGAAGAGCACCGUGGAGAAAAAGUCGCCCGUCGGGAUGUCAGGACCGGCGACAAGCGGCAGCGUCCCUGCCGUACCGAGUCCCAAGAUGGUGAAUCCCAUAUGAUAAUGAUGGCACUAUAUACAAGUUACAAGCAUGAUGGAUGAGCUUACGCUGAAUAUACCCCCUUGCGCAUAUUGGAUUUACUCUGCGAGUUCUGUUCCAUUCUUUGCAGGCAGCUGGGCUUGGCAUCCAUGUGGUCACAUACUUUUUACCUGUAUAACGGUUGUACAUAAUCCGAGUGUGUAUGAUGGUGGGCAGGGAAUGUGUAAAACUUGCAAUUGAUAGAAUGGAUAGAAAGCAUGUGUACAUCAAACUCUAAGCAUCCGAAUAAGACUGCUUGCAGGCUGAGUGGUACAUUAGCGUUUGACCCUCACCGUCGACGUUAUCCACUGAGAUUCGCAAACACGC